AUGGCGGCGGCGUGCGUGCUGAGCGUUGGUCCCAGGGUCCCAGGGGGCGGCGCGCGCGUGGCCGGGGAAGGUAUCUGCCCCGGGAGACCGCCUCCUCCGGGCAGUGGUGGCCGUGGGGUCCCCUCCAAGCCCUUCAGAGAGCGUCGUGGGACUGAGAUUGGGGCGAGAUCAAUCAGACUAAGGAUCCCGAAGAGAAAGGAAGAACAACUUAACUUGUGAUUCUUAGAUUCCAUCUGAAUGUACACUUCAAAACUGAAGGUUGUGCACUGGUAGAGGAAACACAGGAGACCAAGAAGCAGCCAGGCUCCUUUGCCUCUCCUAUCCCCCUCACUCCUCCUCUCACAGGAGGCAAGGCACGUUCAGAGGAAGUGAGUGCAGAGCGAAAGGCAGAUAAAGAUCCAGACUCACACCUGGACCUGGAAGGAACUCCUGGUUCAGCAAGUGUGCUCCCUGGAGCACCAUCAGGUUUCCAAUGCUCACCCAGGCCCCAAGCCCCGUCAUUCGGCACACGGACAGUGUGGACUACACCGUGAACUCUGGUGGAUCCCACCUGAGUACCAGCACAGUGGCCAUGGUCACCGUCAACAGCAGCAGUGCAGCCAGGAGUGCCUGCAGCAGCACCAGUGCUCGGCCAGCCAGCUCCACAGACAUGCAAAUAUGCUUCCAAAAGAAGCAGGACACAGUGAAGAAAAGGGUCAUCUGGGGCAUUGAGGUGACCGAGGAGCUGCAUUGGAAAGGCUGGGAGCUAGGAAAGGAGACCACAAGGAACCUGGUUCUGAAAAAUCUAUCCUUGAAAAUCCAGAAGAUGACAUACAGGCCCCCCAAGACCAAGUUCUUCUUCACAGUCAUCCCUCAGCCCAUCUUCCUGAGCCCGGGCAUAACCCUCACCCUCCCCAUCAUCUUCCGGCCUCUAGAGCAGAAGGAGUACGUGGACCAAGUGUGGUUUGAGAAGGCAGAGGGGAUGUUCUGUGUGGACCUGCGAGCCACACUGCCUUACCAUGAGCUGAACUGCCCACCGUUGCUGCAGCUGCCCAUGUGUGCCGUCGGGGACACAGCUGAAGCCUGGUUCUGCCUGGACAAUAUGGGGGACCUGCCGACCUUCUUCAGCUGGGAGGUCCCCAGCCCAUUCCAGAUCCUGCCCACCACAGGGCUACUGGAGCCGGGCCUAGCCUGUCGGAUCAAGGUGACCUUUCAGCCCAUUACAGCUGUCAUCCACGAAGUUCAGGCCACAUGUUGGUACGGGGAGGGCAACCAGCAGAAGAGCACCAUCCAGCUGCAGGCUGUGGCCAAAUGCGCCCAGCUGCUGGUGAGCAUAAAGCGUAAGCGACCAGAGGACCAGGAUGCAGACGGCUUCCAGAAAGUGUUGCACUUUGGCACUGUUGCUGUGGGCUGUACUGCCGAGAGGCAGAUCAAGCUAUAUAACCCGUCAGUGGUGAAAGCCCCCUUCAGGAUUGAAGUCUCCGCAGACCUGCUGGCUAAAGACCAUGCCUUCUCAUGCCCCACGGCUCAUGGCAUCGUGUCCCCAGGAGAGAAGAAAUGCGUUUCGGUGUUCUUCCACCCUGAGACUUUGGACACCAGAACUAUGGACUACUUCUCCAUCAUGCCUUCUGGCUGUGGCUCGCAAACCCAGCUCAAGGUCGUUGGUUUCUGUAGAGGUCCUGCUGUGUCCCUGGAGUACUACUGUGUCGACUUCGGCUGGGUGCAACUUGGGGAGCGCUCCUUGGUGCAGUCCCUGUGGAUUGAGAACAAGUCGGACUGCACGGCCCGCUUCCAGUUUGCCAUCGACUGCCAGGAGAGCGUCUUCAGCAUCAGGCCUGCCUACGGGACUCUGGUGGGCAAGUCACGCAUGACCCUGCACUGCGCCUUCCAGCCCACUCACCCCAUCAUCUUCUUUCGGCGCGUGGCCUGCCUCAUCCACCACCAGGACCCGCUCUUCCUGGACUUGAUUGGGACGUGCCACUCAGACAGCACCAAGCCCGCCAUCCUGAAGCCUCACCACCUUGCCUGGUACCGCACACAUCUGGCCCGGGGGCUGACACUCUACCCUCCUGACAUCCUGGGAGCUAUGCUGAAGGAGAAGAAGCUGCAGCGGGACAAGGAUGGGGCCCUCAUGAUUCCCAUAGAGGACCUGGGGACCAUGCCAGCCCCACAGUAUCCCUACAUCCCCCCAGUGACUGAAUACUUCUUCGACGGCACCAGGGACAUGGCCAUCUUCCCCCCACCCGUCAGUAUAGAGCCUGUUGAGGUGGAUUUUGGUGCCUGCCCCGGGCCUGAGGCCCCCAACCCUGUCCCCCUGUGCCUGAUGAACAACACCAAGGGCAAGAUCACCGUGGUCUGGACGCACAGAUCUGACUGCCCCUUCUGGGUAACCCCCGAAACCUGCGAUGUGCCCCCGCUGAAGUCCACAGCCAUGCGCCUGCACUUCCAGCCGACUUACCCCAACUGCCUCUACGCAGUGGAGCUUGAAGCCUUCGCUAUCUAUAAGGUCCUGCGGAGCUACAACAACAUCGAGGAGGACUGCACCAUGUGCCCGUCCUGGUGCUUGACGGUGCGGGCGCAAGGCCACAGCUAUUAUGCUGCCUUUGAGCACCACAUCCCCCAAUAUUGCCUGGAUGUCCCCAAGCUGUUUCCUGCGGUGCCUUCCUGUGAGCCGGCCUACCGCAGCCUGCUCCUGAUCAACCAAGGCUCCAUGCUGCUGACCUUCAGCCUGGCCCCCCACAGCAGCUCAGACAUCACCCUGCGGCCCCCUUCAGGCCUCGUGGCACCUGGGGCCCACCAGAUCUUCCUCAUCUCUACCUACCCCAAGGGCAAUUCCUGGAAGCAGCACAUUUUCUACCUAAAGUUCAACUUUUGCCCCUAUUAUCUCAAGGAGGUGAUCAUGCACAGCCGUGAGGAGCCACUGCAGCUGAAGCUGGACUCCUCCAAGAACCUCUACUUCAAGCCCACCUUGGUGGGCUGCUCCUCCACCAGCCCCUUCACCUUCCGCAACCCCUCGCGUCUGCCCCUGCAGUUUGAGUGGAGGGUCUCCCAGCAGUACCAGAAGAUGCUGGCUGUCCAGCCCUCCAGGGGACUCAUCCAGCCCAAUGAGAGCCUUACGCUGAUGUGGACCUUCAGCCCUAUGGAGGAGACCAAGUACCUGUUCCGAGUGGGGAUGUGGGUCUGGGAACCCAGCCUGCCCCUACGUGUCAAUCCGCCCCCCAACACCCAGUACAUGCUGCGGCUGGUGGGUGUGGGUGUCACCAGCAGCCUCUCUGCAAAGGAGAAGGAGCUGGACUUUGGGAAUGUGCUUGUGAACAGCGAGCAGUCCAGGUCUCUGCUCCUCCUGAACGAGGGCAACUGCACCCUCUUCUACCGCCUGCACCUGGAGCAGUGCAGCCCCGAGGUCACCGACGACCAACCCCUCGCUCUGCAGCUGGAUCGAACAGAGAGGAGCAUCCCGCCCCGCUCCCAGGACACUGUCUGCCUGACUGGCUGUCCCAAACACCGGGCCCAGUACUCCUGGAUCAUCAGCUACUCUCUCCUCUCCCACAGAGAUAACAAGGCUGGGGAAAAGCAGGAGCUGUGUCACGUCUCCCUGGUGGCCGUGUUCCCCUUACUCUCCAUCUUGGACGUCAGCUCCAUGGGCAGCACCGAGGGCAUCACGCGGAAGCACCUGUGGCGCCUCUUCUCCCUGGACCUGCUCAACAGUUACUUGGAGCGCGACCCCACCCCCGGAGAGCUCACCUACAAGGUGCCCACACGGCACAGCACAAGCCAGAUCCCCCCUGUCUUCACCCCCCUGAAGCUUGACUUCAAUUUUGGGGCAGCACCAUUCAACGCCCCACCCUCAGUGGUGCUCCUGGUGUUGAAGAACAGCGGAGUGGUGGCCCUGGACUGGGCUUUCCUCUUUCCAAGUGACCAGCAGAUCGACAUGGAGCUGUGGGCAGAGCAAGCAGAGUUUAACUGCACUGAGCUCCACCAUAUGCGUGUGCAGGACAACUGCAUCUUCUCCAUCAGCCCCAAGGCUGGGAGCCUGAGUCCCGGGCAGGAGCAGAUGGUGGAGUUCAAAUACAGCCACCUGUUCGUCGGCACUGAUCGCCUCCCAGUGCUCUUCAAGGUGUCCCAUGGCCGGGAGAUCCUGCUAAACUUCGUAGGCGUGACAGUGAAGCUGGAGCAGAAGUAUGUGCACUUUACCUCCACCAGCCACCAGUUCGUCCCUGUCCCCAUCGGUGAUACGCUGCCCCCACGGCAGAUUUAUGAGCUGUAUAAUGGUGGCUCGGUGCCAGUGACAUAUGAGGUCCAGACCAACAUCCUGUCAGAAGUUCAGGAAAAAAAUUUCGAUCACCCCAUCUUCCGCUGCCUCAACCCCAAAGGGGAGAUCCAGCCAGGCACCACUGCUCGGGUCUUGUGGAUCUUCUCACCCAUCGAGGCCAAGACCUACACGGUGGACGUGCCCAUCCACAUCCUGGGAUGGAACUCAGCCCUCAUCCACUUCCAGGGAGUGGGCUAUGACCCCCAUGUCAUGGGGAACACGGCCCCCUUCCACAACAUCUCUUCGUGGGACAACAGCUACAGACACUCUAGGCUGAUGGUUCCUGGACAGAAGGUCUUUCUGUCCCAGUCUCAUAUCUCCCUGGGAAACAUCCCUGUGCAGAGCAAGUGCAGCCGCCUGCUCUUCCUCAACAACAUCUCCAAGAAUGAGGCAAUUGUCUUCUCCUGGCACCCAAGGCCUCUAGACUUUGGGGAGGUAUCUGUGAGUCCCAUGGUAGGGGAGGUGGCUCCUGAAGAGAUGGUCCCAAUUAUGGUGACCCUGACAGCCUCAGUGAAUGCCAGCUUCUACAGUAUAGACCUGGUAUGCAAGGUGUACCCACAGGAACUCAUGAGGCAGUACCACAAGAAGCUGCAGGAGUGGAAGGACGAGAAGGUGCGGCAGGAAGUGGAGUUCACCAUCACAGACAGGAUAGUGAAGAAAAGAACAUGUGAUACAACCUGUGUACCUGUGAGGAAGUACAAGACACUGCCCCCCAUCAAGAAACAGCAGUCUCUCCACGAGCCUGUCAGCUGGAAACUGCAGAUCCCACAGGAGCAGCCGUUAUGGCCCUGCCCGCAGCCGCCGCCGCCAGGCAUGCUCUGCCUGGGCCUUACCGCCCGAGCCCACGCCACCGACUACUUCCUGGCCAACUUCUUCUCCGACUUUUCCAGCCACUUCUUGCACUGGGAGCUGCCAAAAAGGAAGGCCCCCAUAGAAGAGCCAGAGACUUCUGAGGAAGAGUCCCCCAACAAGUGGGGCCCUGUCUCUAAGCAGAAGAAGCAGCUGCUAGUUGAUUGUCUCACUACCAUCAUCAGGGGCCUCCUAGAGGACAAGAACUUCCAUGAGUCUGUGAACCAAAGCCUGGUGGAGCAGGUGCCAUACUUCUGCCAGUUCUGGAGUGAGCAGUCAGCCAGGUUCAUGUCCCAGAAGAACAGUCUGCAUGUAAUGCCAAUCCUGUCUUCAUCCACCAGCAGCUGGGAUGAAGAGAAAGACAAGCAGCAGGAGGAGGACACACCAGAGGAGGAGAGAUCGAGGCUGGGGAAGAAGGAGGGGGAGGAAGAGGAAGAGAAGGGUGAGGAGGAAGAAGAGGAGUUAGAGGAAGAAGAGGAGGAAGAGGAGGAGAUAGAAGAGAAGGUGGAGUUGGGCAAGAAGGAGAUAGAGCAGGAGGAGUGGGAGGAGAAGGAAGAGAAGGUGAUUUUUAUGGAGACUGAGCCCACGCUGCCGCCGGAGUCCUCAGAGUCAUCCCAGCAAUGGCAAUGGCAGCAGCAGCUGAAAGACAUGCUCAAGGAGGAGGAAGAACAGGAUGAGAAGGAGGCCAUCAGCAGGCUCCCAGCCUUCGCCAACCUGCGGGAGGCGCUGCUGGAGAACAUGAUCCAGAACAUCCUGGUGGAGGCGAGCCACGGGGAGGUGGUGCUCACCUCCCGGCCGCGCGUCAUCGCUCUGCCGCCGCUUAGCAUACCCAGGAUUCUGACCCCAGACAUGCUGCUUUCGACGCAGUGAGUGGAGGUACUUGACCCAGUGAUGCCACCUCCUACCGACCCUUUGCAGAUGAACAUGCCCAGCACCUCCGACAUGCCGCCCUAGGCUUCCCCCGGCCCCCUCUCCACUGCCCCGACAGUAAAGCAUCUAGCUUUCUUUCUGUA
Microcebus murinus (gray mouse lemur) is the source of this 6153-nucleotide messenger RNA. RefSeq names its product cilia and flagella associated protein 65 (gene CFAP65). Gene Ontology annotation, biological process: sperm axoneme assembly. The record is from RefSeq and is a predicted model, not a curated record. Lineage: Eukaryota; Metazoa; Chordata; Mammalia; Primates; Cheirogaleidae. Gene Ontology annotation, cellular component: sperm flagellum; cytoplasm.